AUGUCCCCAUCAAAACUCGUUCCAACCCAAAGCCCUGCUGAUCUAGGGACCACCACGAUGGCUCCAUCUGCCUCUGUCCAAACAACUUUUACCAAGGCUGCCUAUGUGGGGGAUGUCUCCGCACUCGCCCUUUUGCCUUGGCCCUCCCUUACCUCCCUCCGCUAUAAAUCGCGCCGCACACAGCCUGGCGCCGCUGCCUCUCACGAAGAGUCGUGUGCACAGCGCGGGGGAGAGGAGAAGGAGGAGGCGGGCCAAGCAGCGGCGCACGAGGAGCGGGCUGACCGGCACAGCGAGCAAUGCGCGGACGCCCAUAAACGCGCGGGCGCCCAUAAAUGCGCGGGCGCCGAUAAAUGCGCGGACGUCCAUGCGUUCGACCACCAUGCGUCCGCUCUUGUGCUCGCAGUUCGCUGCUCUCCCCCGUCCAUUUUCCUCCUUCAAACCCUCCCGCUCCCUCUCUGCCCCCUCUUGCCCCUUCACCACUCCCGUUCCCCCCCGCCCCCGCCAGCCAUGGGUCCCACGCUGCGCUGCUACCACCUGCCGUCGGGGCGGCUGCUGGCAGCCGUUGAUGUGUUUGACGGCGUGCGCAUCCACGGGAUCGUGCCACGUGGCAGCAGAGGAGUGGGCGGCGCUGUAUGGACCCGCGAGGGUGAGGGUGAGGGCGAGGGCGAGGGGAGGGGGGAAGCAGCAGCAACGGUGGUGGUGGUGCAUGGGGAGAGGCGGGUGAAACUGGUGGUGCUGACGGUGCAGCAAGCAGCACAGGUGGCGGCGACAGUGACAGUGCAGCAGCAGCAGCAGGGCGUGGGGGAGCGGAGAGAGACAGCGGAGCAGGGGGGUGUGGGGCAGGGGGUGGGUGGGGGGGUGAAGCAGGGAGGCGAGGGGGGGCAGGGUGGGGGAGUGCGGAUGGCGGUGGGUGCAUGUGUGGUGUGCAGGGACCACUGGGCGGGCGUGCUGGCGGUGGGGCUGAGUGACAACAGCGUCGAGCUGUGGGCCACAGCAGCCGUUGGAUCGGACAGGACGUGCGGCCAGGAUGGCACCGCGGACUUCUCUCUGAGGCUGCUGCGCUCUGUGUCUUGCUCAGGCACGCACUGCUCCCCUCCCCCUGGCCCCAUGCUGUGCUACCGCAGUCUGCUGUACGCCAUGCGCCUGCACUGGCAUGCGCCCUCCUCAUGCCUGCAUGUGGCGGCCGGCACCAUCUUCAACCAGUGCGCACCCCUGCAUCUCCCUUACCGUCUGCCCUCACCUCUGCGCACCUCUGCGCACCCCUGCGCACCCCUGCAUCUCCCUUACCGUCUGCCCUCACCUCACCUCACUGCUCACCCCAUCUGCCUGCAGCUGCUUCUCUGGUCUGUGCCUCUCCACGCCUCUGCCUGCUGCGCCACUCUGGGCGGCAGCACUGAGGAGCCAUGCCACCUUGGUGGCUCUGCGUGCUUCUCCUCCUGCUUGCCCCAAUGCAGUGCACGCGUAUGGCGUGUGACCAUGCCUGCCAGGGCAGCACAGGCACUGCAGGCGGGCAGCUCUGAGGAGCAGUUGUCCCCUGGCAGAGGCGGUACACGCACGGUGGAAUGUGCUGAGGCGCACAGGGUGCUGUUUGGCCACGGGGCUCGCCUCUGGGACGCCCAUCUCCACUCCCAGCCCCAGGUGGCAGUGACGGUGAGUGAGGACUGCACGGCGCGUGUGUGGAGCAUCGAAGAUGGCCGCCUGCUCGCACUCAUCCCCGCGCACCAGGGGCGGGGCAUAUGGCGGUGUGUGGUGCACCCCCCCACGCGCACGCUCAUCACAGGGGGGGCGGAUGCCGCCAUCAACCUCCACGCCCUCCCCGCCCUGCCCUCCCCCCUGCCCGCCCCACGCGCCCCCCCUUCCACCGUGCCCCCUGCCUUGUCGUGGCACCUCCCUCUGGACGCGCUGCUGCUGCGCGUCACGCCCACCGCCGCCCUCACCGGCCACAGCAUCGCUCUCGCCUCUGCUGCUGCUGCCACUGGCGCUGGGACAGAGGGGGAGACAGGGGUGGAGGCGGACGCCGGUCGCAAGGAUAGGUGGGUCAGCCUGCCAUGCCCGUGCUACUCGCUGCACCAUCACAUGCCUGUUCCAUGCCCGUGCUACUCGCUGCACCAUCACAUGCCUGUUCCAUGCCCGUGCUACUCGCUGCACCAUCACAUGCCUGUUCCAUGCCCGUGCUACUCGCUGCACCACCACAUGCCUGUUCCAUGCCCGUGCUACUCGCUGCACCAUCACAUGCCUGUUCCAUGCCCGUGCUACUCGCUGCACCAUCACAUGCCUGUUCCAUGCCCGCCCGUCAGCAUGCCUUGUCCCCCCUCAUCAACACACCCCCCCACCCCAUGGUUGCUCCCUCCUUCCCACCACCGCAUCGAACCCCCCCCCGGUCUGCCCAGCAGCAAGAGCGAGUUCAUCCGCUGCAUGGCGCUGGCCUCGCCCCGCCUGCUGCUCCUUGCCACCAACCUGGGCGCGCUGCUCCUCCUCCGCCUCCCCGCCUCCCCCUCCUCCCCCUGCCCCGCCCCCGUUGUCCUCCUGCCCGCCGCCCCACCGUCUCCGUCCCAUGCUUCCCGUGGGCCAAUUGUGUGCCUCCACGUGGAAAGGGAGGAGGGGAGUGCAGAGGAGGAAGGGGAAGAGGGAGAUGUUCAGGAGGGAGGGGAGGAGGGCGGGGAGGUGGGGGAGGGGCAGGGGAGAAGGGGAUCAGGGCGAGCAGGGCUGCCCACCUCCCCACCAUCCAUCAGGCAUGUCUUCACCACGGACCCAGCAGGCAGCGUUGUUUGGUGGCACAUGGACGACACUGCACCUCCACCUGCCUCCUCCACUUGCCCUCUCUCACUUGACACUGUUCAAUCGUCCGGGCGGCAGCUGCCGGCCACAGCAGUGGCGAGUAUCCAAUCACCGGGCGGCGCGCGUGUGGUGUGCGUGGAUGCAUGCCCUCACAGCAAGGUACGUGCCCUCACAGCAAGAACCCCCCAACUCUCGCUUUCAAUUCCUCUGCUUCUCUCCCACCCACGCCGCCCCUCCCAUCACCCCCUUCUUCGCCCUGUCCCACCCCUUUUCGGUCCCCCGUCCUCCCCCCCCUUCAUGACGUCCCAUGUGCCGCCCGCCUGGCAGCUGCUGGCGCUGGGCGACCAGAGGGGGCACCUCUACCUCUACCGCUUCUCCCUCGCCGCCCCUGCUGCCAGCCGCCCAGUGGCGGACUGCCACGUGGCAGCAGUGCUCAAGGGGGCGCACGGCAUAUCGGCAGUGGCGAGUGUUGCAAUAGAGGGCGCAGCAGGCAUGGGCGCAGCUGCAGCGUCGCUUGGCUUCGCUGCCCUCAUCCACACGACCGGCAGGGACGGCUGCAUAUGCACCUUCGCCCUGCGCGCUCCACCGCCACCCCCACCGCUUGCCCCUGCACAUGGCCCACCUUGCAACUCUACCAGUACGGCAGCUACGAGUGGGGCUGUGGUGGGGCACACGGGCAUGGCAUGUGCACCUGGCAGUGAGGGGGGCGACACGGGCAUGCAGGAGAGAGGGGGCCAGCAGGGCGAGGUGGUGUGCGUGGGGGUGCAGCGAGCAGGGGAGGUGGGAAUGGUGGAGCGCGUGGUGCGGGUGAGGGGUGGGGGAGGAGGGGGGAGGGCAGGCAGGGUGGCGGUGGGGUUUGCAGCAGCGGACUUUGUGGUGUGGAGUGUGGACGAGCACGCAGAGGUGGCGCGCAUAGCGUGUGGGGGAUGGCGCCGCCCGCACGCCUUCCUCAUCGAUGCGCUCUGCAUGGGGUCCUUCGCCUUCGCCUUCCUCAAGGGCAACCAUGUGCACAUCCAUCGCACCACUGCAGCCACCACACACGCCGCCCUGCCCUCCCCGCACGCGCCUCCACCCACGCCCCCCUCUUCCCUGCAUCCCACCUUCCACGGCCGUGAGCUGCACUCUCUCGCCCUCCUGCCUCUGCCCCAUCGCCCCUCGCCCUGCACCCACACCCCCUCCUCCCACUCUCCCCGCUGCUCCUCGCUGCUGCUCUCUGCUUCUGAAGACGGCUGCCUGCGCGCCUCCCUGUACGACCCCUCAGGGGAGGGGAGCGGAGGGGUGCUGGAGGGCAGUGCAUGGGUGGGCGAGCACGUGGGGGGCAGCGCCAUCAGAGCCAUUGCCACGUGCGCUGCUGAGGGCAGCAGCACUGCCAGCCCCACAGAGCAGUGCGGCAGCAGCAGCGGUGGUGGUCUCGGUGGUGGGGCUGGUAGUGGGGUUGGAGUCCCCUCGUCGUGGCUGGUGUUCACGGCUGGAGCGCGCGAGGUGCUCAUGUGCUGGCUGCUGCUCUGCCCGGGCCCCAUUCCCCCGCCUGCUGCCCCGUGCCUUGCUCUUUCCCCAACAUCCCCACAUGCCGGGCAGCAGGGAGGGCAGCAAGAGGUGCAGACAGAGGGGGAGCAGCAGAGGGCUGGGAGGGAGGAGGUGGGAGGCAGAGGGGAGGGAUGGGAGGAUGUGUUUUUGAAAGGAGUGCAAGGGGGGGGUAGAGCAGAGGCGAGUGGGGAGGAUGGAGGAACGGAUGGGCGGCAGGUUCUGUCGUUUUGGUUGAGCACUCACCGGCCAGAUAAAAGGCGAGUGGUGCCGUGCGGUUCCAGUGGUAAUGGCAGCAGCAGCAGCAUGGAUGACGAUGUGCGGUACCUGAGCGUUACCGCAUUCUCAUUCGGCAGCUUCUCCCAGCGUGGUGGGUCCUCUCAAGCUCUUGCAUGCACGCAGACGGGACUCACACCAUGCUGCUUUGCUGCUUUGCCUGCCAGUCACGCACCCCAUGCUGCCAGGCCAGGCACUGCACGGCCUCUUGGGCCAUCGAUACAGGCAGGCACAUUCCCUCCCCUCUCCCCUCGCGCCCGUUCUUCCGUGGGCCACCCUUGCCCGCCAACCACCCACCCAUGCAGCUCGCUCGUGGCGGUGGUGGCAGCGGCCACAUCAGCCGCGCAGCUGCACCUGCUGGCCUUCCACGCGCCCUCCCUCUCCUGGCACCGCCUCGCCUCCCUCCACCACCACUCCUGCCCCGUCCUCUCCCUCCACCACCUCCUCCUCCCCCCAAUCCCGGAACCCUCUGCCACCUCCCCCUCGCCUGCUGCCCCCACCGCUGCCCCCUCGUCCUCGCUGCGCGCUCUGCCGCGCUGCCUGAUCACCAGCGGUGCCACGGACGGCGCUGUUGUGCUCUGGGAUGUCACCGCCCCUGUCACCCACUUCCUGCACGCCACGUGGCAUGCUGCCUCGCAUCCCCCCCCACUCUUCCCCUCAUCAUUAUCAAUAGCACCAGCAUCAGCGUCAUCUGUGGCAGCAGGGGGGGGCAGCUCAGGGGCAGUGCGGCCGGUGAGUGGGCGGGGCAGUGAGGGGGGGCAGCGCAGGAGGAAUGCACGCUGGCACUUGCAGGGUGGGGGGAAGGGGCACAGGCAGGGCGGAGGGCAGAAGCAAGGGCAGGGGCAAGGGCAGGGGGAAGAGAGGUCUGGUGGCAGCGAGGUUGGGGAGCAAAAAUGGCUGCAGGAGGAGCGGCAGAUGGGUGUGCGAAAGGCGGGAGGGGAGGAGGCAGAGCGAGAAGGCGAGGGACGGAGCAAUGUUGAUUCUGAACAGAAGGCUGUUGGGACAGUGGGGGGCCGGGGAGAUCAGGGAGGGGCAGGUGAUGGGGAAGAGAGAGGCGAGGGGAAGGAGAGAGGCGGGCGGGAGGAAGGUUCAGAAGGCAAGGGAGGUGAGGAGGGGCAGCGAGAGGCGCAGGGGUGGGCGGGUGUGGAGGUGGGUCCGCUGUGCGUGGUGAGGGGCGCCCACCAGUCUGGCGUCAACUGCAUUGCCGCUGCUGCCACCGCCACGGCAGGGUGGAGCCACUGGCCGUGGCAAGAAACGCGAGCGGAUGGGGGGGAUGGGGGGAAUGGGGGGGGUGGGGUCGAUGGGGUGGAAGACGGCGGGGUGAGGGGCGUGGGGGCGGCACAUGUGGUGGUGGUGAGUGGCGGGGACGACGAGGCGGUGCAUGCUGUGGUGCUGCUCCUGGACGGCACGGGCGCUGAGCACAGCGCGCACGCAGGACGUUCCGAGGGGCUGGGCGCAGAGGAGAGUGGGGAGGGGGGAAGAGAGGGGGGACGAAGGGGAGUGGUGGCGCGAGUGGUGGCACGGACAUCUCAACCCAAUGCUCACUCCGCUGCUGUCAAAGGCAUCUGGACGGAUGGGCAGGUGGUGCUGUCAGUGGGGCUGGACCAGCGCCUGCGCUGCUGGUCCCUCUCCUCCAAUCACCACGCGCCACGUGGCAAGGCGGGCGGUGCAGAGGCAGCAGCAGAAGGGAGAUGCAGCGUGGAGGGGCAGAGGGGCGAGAGGGGGCGUGCAGGAGAGGAGGGAGGGGAGGGCGUGGAGGGGAGCAGGUUGGAUGCGGGAGAGGUGACGUGUGGGGCGGGGGAGGCAGGGGCGGGUGUGGAUGAGGUGAUUGAGGGUGGGAUGCGGUUGGAGGGCAAGGGGCGGUGUGUGGUGGAUGUGCCCGAGGCAGAGGGGCUGGCGGUGAUGGGUCAAGGCGAGGGCAGGUACCUGGCAGCGGUGUGUGGCCGAGGCAUGCAACUCAUUCACUGCACCGAGUCGGCGUCUUGA
Messenger RNA from Closterium sp. NIES-65, 6564 nucleotides. Lineage: Eukaryota; Viridiplantae; Streptophyta; Zygnematophyceae; Desmidiales; Closteriaceae. The record is from the annotation of a GenBank genome assembly.